Lathyrus oleraceus (garden pea) is the source of this 1692-nucleotide messenger RNA. RefSeq lists its product as uncharacterized. The record is from RefSeq and is a predicted model, not a curated record. The transcript has 2 exons. Gene Ontology annotation, biological process: DNA integration. Gene Ontology annotation, molecular function: RNA-DNA hybrid ribonuclease activity; nucleic acid binding. Lineage: Eukaryota; Viridiplantae; Streptophyta; Magnoliopsida; Fabales; Fabaceae. The coding region runs from base 1 to 1692 and encodes 563 amino acids.
AUGGAUCCAAUAAAUUACAUUUUCGAAAAGCCGGCUCAGACGGGGAGGCUUGCCCGUUGGCACAUGUUGCUAUCGGAAUAUGACAUCCAGUACGUACCGCAGAAAGCUAUCAAAGGAAGUAUUUUAUCAGAUUAUCUGGCAGAUCAGCCCGUAGAAGAUUAUGAGCCUCUCAAGAUCGACUUUCCUGAUGAAGACAUCCUAUUGAUAAAGAGAGAUUAUGAAGAGCCAGGUCCUGAGGAAGGUCCGGAACCGGGUCUCUGGUGGAGGAUGAUGUUUGAUGGUUCUUCAAAUUACAGUAGGCAUGGUAUAGGCGCAGUUCUGAUGAAUCCGAAAGGUGGGUUCACCCCUUUUACAGCAAGGUUAGACUUUGAAUGUACAAACAAUGUCGCAGAGUAUGAAGCAUGCAUUCUUGGCCUUGAAGCAGCUAUCGACCUCCGAAUCAAACUUCUCAAGGUAAGUGGAGAUUCAGCCUUGGUUAUUUAUCAAGUAAAGGGUAAAUGGGAGACGAAGCACGAGAAUUUAAUCCCUUAUAGAGCCUACAUCAUCGAGUUGAUUAAGUAUUUUGACGAGAUCAAGUUCGAACAUGUUCCGAGAUCUGAGAAUCAUGUGGCUGAUGCUUUAGCCAUGUUAGCAUCCAUGUGGAAGGUCAAAUUGGUCAAUGAAGCACCUCUCAUUCGAAUUGAACGCAGGACCGAGCCCGCGUACUGUCAGGUGGUCGAAGAAAAUGAGGUGGAUGAAAAGCCCUGGUUUCAUGAUAUUAAGAAUUAUGUGCUCAAACAGGAGUAUCCCGAGGGUGCUUCCUGUCUUGACAAGAAGACAUUGAGAAGACUGGCAUCCCGUUUCUUCAUCAGCAAUGGUGUGUUAUACAAAAGAAGUUACGACAUGGUUUUGCUCAGAUGUGUUGACAAGCAUGAAGCAGACAUGUUACUUCAGGAGAUUCAUGAGGGAACCUUCGGGACUCAUGCCAAUGGUUAUGCGAUGUCUAAAAAGAUGUUAAGAGCUGGAUAUUACUGGUUAACGAUGGAGUCUGACUGUAUCCAAUACGCCCGGAAGUGUCCCAAGUGCCAAAUCUACGCUGACAAAAUGCAUGUUCCUCCUGCACCGUUGAACGUUCUAACUUCACCGUGGCCUUUCUCCAUGUGGGGCAUUGACAUGAUUGGGGCAAUUGAGCCAAAAGCUUCCAAUGGUCACCGGAAAGAAAUUAUUUGUCGUUAUGGAGUUCCAAGUCGGAUCAUAACUGACAAUGGUACCAAUUUGAACAAUAAGACUAUGAAGGAGUUGUGUGAUACCUUCAAGAUUGCACAUCAUAAUUCUUCUCCAUACCGUCCUAAGAUGAAUGAAGCUGUUGAAGCUGAGAACAAGAACAUCAAAAAGAUCCUACAAAAGAUGGUUAAGACUUACAAGGAUUGGCAUGAGAUGUUACCAUUCGCUUUGUAUGGAUACAGAACUACUGUUCGAACUUCAACAGGGGUAACACCUUUCUCACUAGUAUAUGGAAUGGAUGUCGUCCUCCCCAUUGAAGUUGAGCUACCUUCCUUAAGGGUAUUGAGGGAAGCCAAGCUAGAUGAAGCCGAGUGGGUUCAAGACAGGUUCGACCAGCUAAACCUCAUCGACGAGAAGCGUUUGACGGCUAUGUGCCAUGGUCAGCUAUACCAGAAACGGAUGAAGAGAGCCUUCGACAAGAAAGUCUGA